Messenger RNA from Amphimedon queenslandica, 2124 nucleotides. RefSeq names its product double-stranded RNA-specific editase 1-like. The record is from RefSeq and is a predicted model, not a curated record. Gene Ontology annotation, cellular component: nucleolus; cytoplasm. The transcript is spliced from 5 exons. Lineage: Eukaryota; Metazoa; Porifera; Demospongiae; Haplosclerida; Niphatidae. Gene Ontology annotation, molecular function: double-stranded RNA binding; double-stranded RNA adenosine deaminase activity; adenosine deaminase activity. The coding region runs from base 23 to 1969 and encodes 648 amino acids. Gene Ontology annotation, biological process: RNA processing; adenosine to inosine editing.
ACCCACGUGCGCAUUUGCAAAAAUGGCUACUCUUGGUCGUGGCUCUAGUGCUUCAAUGGUGCUUAACUCUUACCACCAGGGAGCAGAGUACGUUCUAAAGAACGAGAUGGGGCCGGCACACUCCAAGGUUUUUGAGUAUGCGGUUAAGAUAGGCGGUAAAGAGUAUUAUGGCAAAGGGAAGAGCAAGAAAGAAGCUAAACAAGCUUGUGCUGCUAAUGCCCUUAAUAAGAUACAUGGUAUCAAAGUACAACUGGGAACAGGAGCUUAUGAAGGAGGAGAGAAAGUUGUAGAAAAGCCAACUAUCCCAGUGUAUGGUGCUGAGCCUAACCUCUCCUCACUCACUCUACCUCCACUCCCUUCUCCAUUGUUUGCUGGUCUCCCUUUAUCCUCUCCUAACGAUACAACACAAAUAGCAGGGACUCGUCGCUCUCUACCUUUUGAAGAGUCCUUGUCAGGACUACCACCUGCUAAACGUAUUCCUUCUGCACAGCUUCAAGAUGAUUCCUUUUCCACUCAGAACCCGGUCAGUGUCCUUAACGAAAAGCAGGUCGGGGCUGUGUACCUAGUGGGUGAGAACUUAGGGAUGCCUCAUCUCCCUCGCUUUGAAGCUACCGUCAAAGUGAGAGGAUGGGAAUUCAAAGGUGAGGGGACUUCUAAGAAAGCAGCCAAAUCAGCAGCAGCUUCAAAUGCACUCCAGUAUCUAGCCAACGUACACACCAUUGGAUCCUCUGCUACUAAUACACAGGAGAAUGCUGGAGGUCAGCCUAAUCAAAUGCUAGCUGAUAGGGUGGCUGCACUCAGCGAAGAGAAGUUCAAUGAGCUAACGCCAGGUAUGACUAAUAUCCCUGGACUCAAGAAGGUGCUGGCAGCCAUUGUCCUCAUGCAAGGUAGUCAGGGUACAGGCAUGGUCAGUUAUGACGUCGGGGGAGAAAUUGUUGCGCUUGGUACCGGGACUAAAUGCAUCAGUGGUGAGAACUUGAGUCAAGAUGGAUCGACCGUCAAUGAUUGUCAUGCUGAGGUCAUUGCUAGGAGAUCAUUGAUAAGGUUCCUGUACAAGCAACUGAACUUAUGUGCAAAAGAUGCCGAGUCAUCUUCAAUAUUUGAGAGGCAAGAGAGUGGUCUGUAUCGCCUUAAGCCAGGAGUAUCCUUCCACAUGUACAUCAGCACUGCUCCUUGUGGUGACGCUAGGCUAUUUUCACCCAACGAGUCAAAACUUGACGACAGUCAUCCUGGAAGGCAGUCUCGUGGUGUUGCUAGAGUCAAAAUAGAAGCUGGCGAAGGUUCAGUUCCAGCGACUAACGAGUUACAGACGUGGGGUGGGAUCCUUGCUGGCCAGCAGAGACUAAGGACCAUGUCGUGCAGCGAUAAGAUAGCACGAUGGAAUGUACUGGGUCUUCAAGGAUCUCUACUCUCGCAUUACAUAGAGCCCAUCUACCUCAAGUCUUUAACUGUCGGUAAUCUCUUCUCUAAUGAUCACAUGACAAGGGCCCUAUACACUCGUAUGUGCAGUAUUAGUGGCCUACCAGAAACUUACAUAGUCAACUAUUCACUUCUACUGGGGAUCAGUAAACCACCACAGAGGAAUGUAGUGAAACCAUCAAGUCUUAGCUUAAACUGGAGUUGGGGUGACUCUACAGUCGAGAUAAUUAAUUCUAGGACUGGCAAAGCUGAAGACAAGCCGUCAAGGAUUUCAAAGACGAGUCUUUUUGGACAUUUUUUGAGCCUCUGGGACGCACUGUCAAGCAACAAGGAUUGGGUUAAUCCUAGAGAAGGCGAGACUAUCUCAGGAAAGACUGCAAAGGAGUUGUCUUCAAGGUAUGACUAUGGUCAGAUUAAGGGACUCUCUGCUAGUUAUUCUAAGGCGAGGGUUAUGGUUGAGGAUCAUUUUGCUAAGCACCUUGGAUCAUCCUGGGUCAAGAAACCACCAGAACAGAACAACUUUAAACAAAAGCCUCCUUCAAAGUUGUAGAGCAUGCACCAUAUGUUUUCCUCUGUUCUUCUUUCCUUUCCUUUCGAUAUUAUUGAGUUGCAUUAUAUGUGAUUGUAGCACUUAUUAUAUGAUAAUCAACUCUUCAUAGUUUGUAUGUAUAGGGCAUUGUUUCGUAGUACAAAUUAUAUUUCAAU